Saccharomyces paradoxus is the source of this 1479-nucleotide messenger RNA. It is a transcript of the gene GND2, whose product is annotated as phosphogluconate dehydrogenase (decarboxylating) GND2. Gene Ontology annotation, cellular component: cytosol. The record is from RefSeq and is a predicted model, not a curated record. Gene Ontology annotation, molecular function: phosphogluconate dehydrogenase (decarboxylating) activity; NADP binding. The transcript has a single exon. NCBI's taxonomy places the organism in Eukaryota, Fungi, Ascomycota, Saccharomycetes, Saccharomycetales, Saccharomycetaceae. Gene Ontology annotation, biological process: pentose-phosphate shunt, oxidative branch; pentose-phosphate shunt. Bases 1 to 1479 code for a protein of 492 amino acids.
AUGUCAAAGGCAGUAGGUGAUUUAGGCUUGGUUGGUUUGGCCGUGAUGGGCCAAAAUUUGAUCUUAAACGCAGCAGAUCACGGAUUUACCGUAGUUGCUUACAAUAGGACACAAUCAAAAGUAGAUAGGUUUUUAGCUAAUGAGGCAAAAGGAAAAUCAAUAAUUGGUGCAACUUCAAUCGAAGACUUGGUUGCAAAACUAAAGAAACCUAGAAAGAUUAUGCUCUUGAUCAAAGCCGGUGCCCCGGUCGACAUUCUAAUAAGGGAACUUGUACCACAUCUGGAUAAGGGCGACAUUAUCAUUGACGGUGGUAAUUCACAUUUCCCAGACACUAACAGACGCUACGAAGAGCUGACCAAACAAGGCAUUCUUUUUGUGGGUUCUGGAGUCUCAGGCGGUGAAGAUGGUGCACGCUUCGGUCCAUCUUUAAUGCCUGGCGGGUCCGCAGAAGCUUGGCCGCACAUCAAGAACAUCUUCCAAUCUAUUGCUGCUAAAUCGGAUGGUGAGCCAUGCUGCGAAUGGGUGGGACCUGCUGGGUCUGGCCACUAUGUGAAGAUGGUACAUAACGGUAUUGAGUACGGUGAUAUGCAGUUGAUUUGCGAGGCUUACGACAUCAUGAAACGAAUUGGCCGGUUUACCGAUAAAGAGAUCAGCGAAGUGUUUGACAAGUGGAACACUGGUGUUUUAGAUUCUUUCUUGAUUGAAAUCACGAGAGACAUUUUGAAAUUCGAUGAUGUUGACGGUAAGCCAUUGGUAGAAAAAAUUAUGGAUACCGCUGGUCAAAAGGGCACUGGUAAAUGGACUGCAAUCAAUGCCUUAGAUUUAGGUAUGCCGGUCACUUUAAUCGGCGAGGCUGUUUUCUCUCGUUGUUUGUCAGCCAUAAAAGACGAACGUAAAAGAGCUUCAAAACUUUUGGCAGGACCAACGGUGCCAAAAAAUGCAAUUCAUGACAGACAACAAUUUGUAUACGAUUUAGAGCAAGCAUUGUAUGCAUCAAAGAUUAUUUCAUAUGCUCAAGGUUUUAUGCUGAUCCGGGAGGCCGCCAGAUCAUACGGGUGGAAAUUGAACAAUCCCGCCAUUGCUCUAAUGUGGAGAGGCGGCUGUAUAAUCAGAUCUAUCUUCUUAGCCGAAAUCACGAAGGCCUAUAGGGACGAUCCAGAUUUGGAAAAUUUGUUAUUCAACAAGUUUUUCGCUUCUGCAGUUACUAAGGCCCAAUCUGGUUGGAGAAGGUCUAUUGCUCUUGCUGCGACUUACGGUGUUCCAACUCCAGCUUUCUCUACUGCGUUAGCUUUUUAUGACGGCUACAGAUCUGAGAGGUUGCCAGCAAAUCUGUUACAAGCUCAACGUGAUUACUUUGGCGCUCAUACCUUUAGAGUUUUACCCGAAUGUGCUUCUGCCCAUUUGCCGGUGGAUAAGGAUAUUCAUAUCAACUGGACUGGACACGGAGGGAAUAUUUCUUCCUCCACCUACCAAGCUUGA